Alternaria atra is the source of this 840-nucleotide messenger RNA. RefSeq lists its product as uncharacterized. The record is from RefSeq and is a predicted model, not a curated record. The transcript is spliced from 2 exons. Lineage: Eukaryota; Fungi; Ascomycota; Dothideomycetes; Pleosporales; Pleosporaceae. Gene Ontology annotation, cellular component: membrane. The coding region runs from base 1 to 840 and encodes 279 amino acids.
AUGGGCGCACCUAAAUACCAGAACGUGCCUCAGCGCGACUCACUCGACGAGGCAGCACCCGCGCCGUCAUAUUCCCAGGCGCCACCCAGCUACCAGGCGACCAACGAUCCCCAAGAAGCCCUCCUCAGCGGCGUCCCUCGCGGCGAGAACGACAAUCUGCCUGAUGACUUCAAGUUCGGCGGUGUUGUGGCAGAGGCCACGCUGGACAUCCGGAUGGCCUUUAUUCGAAAGGUUUAUGCCAUCCUGACCGUUCAACUCCUCGCGACGGCCGCCGUAAGCGCGCUAUCGAUGAUGUCGGAAUCAUACAAGAGCUUCAUUCAACAAACCCCGUCGCUCAUGUGGGCAUCGCUGAUCGGCUCUUUCGUCUUCCUCGGCCUCACCUUCUGGAAGCGCAAGUCGUACCCGACCAACCUCUUGUUCCUCGCCGGCUUCACCGCCAUGGAGGCAUACUCCAUCUCCGUCAUUGUCUCGUUUACCGACUCCAAGAUUGUGCUGCAAGCGCUCUUCUUUACCCUAGGCAUCUUCAUCGCGCUGAGCUUGUUUGCUUGCCAGUCCAAGUACGAUUUCACGAGCUGGAUCCCAUACCUUUUCGGAGCGCUUUGGGUCGUGGUACUGUUUGGCUUCAUGUCCAUGUUCUUCCCCAAGAGCAGCACGGUCGAGCUAGGGUAUGGCGUCGUUUGCGCACUCAUCUUCUCAGGCUACAUUCUGGUAGACACACAGAUGAUUAUGCGCCACUACCAUGUUGAGGAGGAGAUUGCGGCGUCCAUCUCCCUCUACCUCGACAUCAUUAACCUGUUCCUCGCUAUCCUGAGGAUCCUCAACUCGCAAAAUCAGAACUAG